AAUCAAACACGUGUCACUGUCACUCUGUUUAACACUAGAAUUACCUGUGCAGUCAUUGUGACCACACACUACGCAGUGUAAUAAGUUGGAUGAAAUAAUUUCCCUGAAUGUUUGUGUAGUUUAUUCCAACAUUGUUGUUUUAUUAAAAUUACUAAACAGAAAUGAGUUCUGAGGCACGGCUGAGUCUGAUGGAGAGGCAGGUUUGGAGAAAGUCUCCUGGUUAAACUUCAUCUGACUCUGAUUCACACUCUGUAUAAAAAUCAAACAUCCUGACUGUGUUUGACUCCGACCGCUUUCAUUAGAAUUUCCUCAAGUUUCAUCUGGUAAAGUUUGGUGUCUAUUGUUCCUGUUUAUUCGAAUGAUUUUAUUAUUAUUAUAUAUAACUCGAUGUAACCCAUGUGAAACACAGGGCUACUGAAGCUUUGUAGUGCAGUGCCUGUUGUUCCCGGGAGAGGGCGCACUACACUGGUAAAACAGCGAGUGACAGGCAGCGUCAGUUCUCCCGGAUACUCCCGGAACUGACGCAGAACCGGAAGCGUGAGAGACAAACCUCAGCUGAAAUGAUGUCGGAGCUGCGGUGAGUUAGCGCCUGUUCUGAAAGGAUCACGUGUGGUGAGGUUAAGAUAUUGUUCAUAUAAAACCAGUCGGAGUUAUAAGAAUAUUGGUUACGAGCUUUUCUCUGGAUUUUAUGCUGCUGUUGGUGCCGAGAAAAAGACGCUAGCGCUAAUCGCUAACCGCUAAUCGCUCACGCGACUGCUAAUGGCUAAGCUAGCGGUCUUUUGCUUAUGCUAUGGCAGAAAUGUUUAAACAGCUGGGAAUUAGCGCGCGGCUGAUUAGCGUUACGGUCAGUUUGUGAUAAGUUAGUUCAGUUUGAAGUGUUCAUUCAUGUUCGUCACUGCAUUAAAAUGUAUUAACAACACAAAAUAUGUUUGAAAGGAGAUAAAUAAUUUGUUGUUCUGCUAAAAAACGUAUCAGAUGUUAUUUCAUGGUAAACAGUUCAUUAUUUAUUAAAUGUUGUUAUGAUAAGUGCUUACAUUGUGUUUGCAGUGUGCCCUCAGCAGUAGGCUAUACAUAAUAGGACUAAUUGUUAAAAGAUAAUUGUUGAGAUCUUAUAUAAGAACAGGAGAGUUUGAUAAGACAAGUUAUUUCUUUGCACUGUUUGUGUCGGUCUGUGUUUAUGUCGCGUGAACUGCACGCUACAUGAUAAUUUGAUGAACCAGUUGAUGGCGAGCCCAGCCCAGGGUGAUGGUGGACGGUCUUGGAGGCGGUGUGGCCAGCUGUAGGAGUCCCCACUGAGAGCGUCCGACUGUGGACCAGAAAAGAGACACAUUCACUUUACUAACUCUGCCCGGGUCGAAAGAAGAAGAGUCGACGUCUCCCUCAGACCUUUGGCCAUAGCGGCAUCAUCAGCAGGUUAGCCACACCCAUAAAUGAUGUCACACCAUGCUAGAGAACACCUGUGUGCUAAUUUUUUGAUUUUCAUGUUUGAUAUUAGAGUUCAUUGGUGUUUUAGAGUUUCACACGUGAAGGUUUGAUGAUUUACCUGAGUUCAUCGUAGCGAGGCUGGUUUUCAUGCUGCUGUGUGGAAAAUGGUCGACGGCCUCCGUCACACCUCCGUCUGAAGCCUGGAGCUUCACAAACCUCAUGUUCAGCUCGUCUUCACAUUUAAACUGAGACCUGAACAGACUCUGACUAGAUGUGUGUGUGUGACAGUAAAUGAAAGAUAAAACCAACGUUCUGCUCGUGUCUGUAAAACAGACUUAUUAAAUGAGUUGAGCUCAAACACACAGUGUCCCCUCCGGGUUUAAACUGAUUCUCACAGUUUAAAGCAGCUGUGAAAUGAAGCCUGUGCAGUGGAUUAGCUGGAGUUCACACUGACUCUGCGGCUCAGGUUUGCGUCUCUGAGCUGCGCACGGCGUGCGAUCACUGGCCGAGCCAGGGGUCGGGUCGGUGUCAGGGUUUCAGACUGGAUGAGCUGAUGCAGACAGACACAGCUUCACUUUCAUAUCAGCUGAUCCUGGAUCAGUUUCAUACAGUGAUCCUGUCUGGUAUGUCUGUAAUUCAUCCUGCUGAUGGAGAUCUGAGAGACGGGACUCGCUCCUCAGCUGGCAGCCGCUCCGGCUCGCUGCCAUCUAGCCGAACCUUCGCCGACUAAACUUAAAGAACGUUCACCUCACAGGAAUCCAGAAAACUAAGAACCAUACGAAUCCUUCAUUUUCAUGAGAACGACUACAAGGCCACGUCCUUGUAACGUCCUCUUGUGUAUCAUGUGACACAUCAGGUACAGUAAACAUCCUCCUUCACGUUAAAGCAGUUUCCUCUAAUUCAGAUCUGAGGUCAGUGGAGACAGACGAGGCGAAGCUGCAGAGGUCUCUGCUGAAAGGCCCCGGAGAGUCAGUCAUGACCCUGACGAUCAACACGCUCACACAUCACAAAUCUGACGCUAGCUGACGACUGUUCUCUGCGGCUGCAGAGAUCCAACAUUCUGUUUUUUACAGAAAGGUUCCUGAUCGGCCGCUGACACGAAGUCUGGUCGGUCGUUGAUUGUGAUUGGAUGAACAGAUGUAACAGCUGUCGCACCGCGGUGAGAACGCAGAGUUCAGAUCUCUCCACCGGCUCUGACUCCAUCGUAUGAAGCUGAAAUCAGAAUCUCGAGGAACCUGUGGAUCAACACGGCUCCACCUGUAAACCGUGUUCUUCUUUACCUGUGUUUAACAUCUCACCUGGUUGUAGUGAAGCACAGGUGCACUCCAGCACACUGUGGAAUCAGUGUUGGGUGCAGGUACAGGUACGACAGACCACAGCCAAUGAGAGGAGAGAUACCUGUUCAUUCUAACUCACUGUUUAGUGUUUAUUACUCUUCAGACUCGACCGGCCUCUGCUGUUCUCUGAGAAUGUUCUCAGAGAACGCUGCUGUUCUCCAGCUUGUUGUCGUGUUUAAAUUCUCUGCAGAUGAGUUGCUGUGUUGCUGAAGUCCACAGUGUCACACCACAUAAUAAAACGCUCUGCUCAGUCGUCCUCUGUUUCAGGUCCAUCCUUCGUCCAAUGGGACAGAUAGAGGACGGAACGAUGGAUGAGAGGACGGAUGGACCGAUUAAUGGAUGGAAGCUCUAUAAACAUGUAAAUCUGACCUUACAGAGUUUCAAAGCUGCCGUCGGCUGAAUGAAGCAGCGCAGCUUUAAAAAGCUUCUUCAGCCGUUCAGCAGAUUCUCCGCUUACACAGAAAGACGUUUUCAGACAGAAGAGGCUUUGAUACCCAAAUACCCCCCCCCCUCCCCCACCCCCCCCCCCCCCCCCCCCCCCCCCACACACACACACCCCUACCCACCACCAUUAUCACUCUGUAUGUGUGUGUGUCGGUGGCUUGUUUUUUUAUCCUAGUGGGGACCUGACUGCACACUGGUCCAUGACGAUUCAUUCAGACGGCUGUGACAGGUCAUAGGUCAGGGUCAGACAGUAAGGUGUGUGUGUGUGUGUGUGUGUGUGUGUGUGUGUGUGUGUGUGUGUGUGUGUGUGUGUGUGUGUGUGUGUGAGAGAGAGAGAGAGAGAGUGAGUGAGUGAGUGAGUGAGUGAGUGAGUGAGUGAGUGAGAGGGGAUCUCCAGGCACAGAAGCCAUUCCACACAGACACACACACCUUACUACCUCCCACAGUUCCCCGGGUGGAGACGUGGACGUCCUCCAGGUCGAUGAACCACUGAACAUAGAGACAGUAACACUGACUGAUGGCAGCGAUAAGGAUGAAUGGAUGAAUAGAUGAAUGGAUGAAUUGUGACAUAAAUUGACGGUAACGCACCAAUGACAUAUUGAAUGACUGAGCGUAAGGUCAAAGGUCAACAUAAGGUCAAAGGUGAGACCAGAGAAAAUGAACUGAGGGGCAUUUAACAACCAACCAAUCAGAGGACGUGUUCAGAGCCACUUCCUGGAGACGGACACUCCUUCAGCCGUCUGUCUGUCCAAGCUGAGCCGUGCUGGACAUCUGGUUUUAGUUUUAAGAGCAAGUGAAAGGUCAGAGUCCCUGUCAUGGCUGUAAUGUAGUGAUGUGACCUCCCUGCUGAAAAACCCAUGGACAGAGGAGCAGGAACCGCAGCUGUUUCCCAAACCAGCACAGAAAACAGAGCUCAAGCUGAACGUGCAGAGGAACGUUCCUCAUUCAGACGACUGACAGAGGAACGUUCCUCUGAUUCUGACAGAACCUCCCGGACGUUUCCUCUGUUGAUCCGUGUGAUUUUAUCCAACGGGAGAACAUCAAACCUACGAAGUCAGACAUUACACACACAACGUCCUGAGCACACGUCCUCUCCGGACUGGACGGAUCCACAGAGAAAAGUGGUAAGACUCGUUCCAGUUGCUGGGGAGAAACUACCUCAUCUUCACGGACGACGGCAGCAGAACGGGCGCUAAAACGCCAAAGAUGAAAUCCUGGCGACCGCGGUGACAGACAUCAGACCACGAGACACACAGUUCAGAGAAUCCUCAUCUGAGGACGAGAGCCUGUUAAAGCUCAGCACCUCAGGAACAGGAAGCUGAGAACCCGACUUCCUUCAGCAGAACCAUCUGCCGGAGCAAGACGACACGUAAGCAUCAUGUGUGAUUCAAAAUGGUGGCGGUGGCACUCAGAUCUGUGCUGCUUCAGGUCUGUGGUGGAUCUGGUUCCAGGUAAAGCGUCAUUGUUCUGCUCUGAUUGUUCUCCAGGUUCUAUCAGGUGGAUCUGAGUCCAGUGAAACUCGACCUGCUGUUAAUGUUCAGACUCAGUGUUUGUUCGAGGGGAUUCCCCGAACUGUGAGGACGUCAGGGCACACACACUCAGCCAGAGUGUGUGUGAGUGAUUUCUGUCGUUGUGGGGACUCUGAGUUUUCCUCUGAUCAAAGCUGAUGUUUCUUCUUCACGGGUAAAGAAAAGUUUCUGUGCAGAAUCGAUGAAAAGUUCAUUUUGAUCUUUUUGGUUUUUAAUGUGAAAACAAAGUUUUUUUGUGACGUGAUGUGAACGAAGUACAGAAACUGAACUGAACUUUAAAGUCUCAGGAAACUUUUUUCAUUUGAAAAUCGUUUGAAAUAAAUUUCUUAAUUCUGUGAGUGGGCUCUGAUGGACUGUCUGUCCAACUGUCCUCACAGAGACAGAAAUCCCCACCUGAGUGGGAGUCUUCUUCACCUCCACCUGGCGAACAUUAACACAGAAACCUGACACCACACACACACACAGGAACACACACACAGGAGCACCCCCUCUCUAGCCCGUCCUCUGUCCCGGUGACAUUUAGGCAGAUAUAUAAACCACAGCCAGACACUGAGAGUCAGGACAUUCCUGCAGUGCUGUACGUCUCACCUGUCCGCCCACCUGAGUGUUCACCUGUGCUGACUGAGGAUCUACCUGUCGUACUGAUCAGGGACCCGUCCGACCUCACAGCAUCAUGCUUACCAGGUACGUCUGUGUGUUUCUGUUUGUUCUGUAAAACGACAGUGUUAAAGCAGCAGACAGAUCAAACCUGCUGUCCCACAAUGCAGCGCUCCACAAUCAGGAAAAGGAGACAUCAAAGAGUUCACCUGUGAAAAGUUUUUCCAUCUGAACUUUGAUCCAGACUCGGUUUGAUCGUCGGAUGCUGGUUUCACAGGUUCUGUUUUUGUGUGUGUGUUCAUUGUGUUAAUGUGUGGUUUUGUGUGUACCUGAGACGCAGGGAGCUCACGCUGUGCUCGUCAGGUCAAAGGUCAGCAGAUUUGUCUAAACAGACGAGUUGAAGUCAGAUCUAAACGUGAAGGUUGUCCACCUGUAGCGCCACCUUCAGGACAACUUUACGGUUUGAGGAACGUUGUUGUUGUGUUCUCUCUGUUCGUCCUGAUGGUGGAGGGAGAUCUCGACUCCAACGAUGCUAGAAUACAAGCCAUGUCAACAGAUAAAGAUUCAACUUCUGACGAAGCUCCUACAGAGAGUAUGAACGCCGUGUCUCCUGAUCAGCCCGAUGAACUGCAGUAUAAUGGAGGAGGACCUUCAGACGCCAGCAGCUCCAGUACAGAGACCGGAGACGCAGCCAAUCAGAUGACAGCAGCUGAAUCUGCUGCAGCUGUUGCAAACAGUGUGGAGGAAGACGAGGACGAGAGCGCCGACUCUGAGGAGGGAGGGAAGAAACAGUUCGGUUCUCGCUCGGCCAAACACCCGAGCCCCGUUCAACCGCAGCAGCCGCCUCCCCGUGUCAUCCAAAGCCCCGCCCUCCCGCCUCAGCCGAUCGUCCCUCAGCCGAUCGUCCCUCAGCCGAAAGCUCUGGUGAGAAGCCGGACAUCGAAGAGACGCUCCAGGACCAACCGGCGCCAGAUAUAAACAACACACUGUAACACACAUGUAUUACAACACAUUAACACACAUACAGACACAUGUACCUGAACAGGGCUGUCAGCAGACACACAACAUAUAUGUAGCUAUAAGAACAUGUAAUCAAUCACACAUGGAGCCCAAUGACACACAGGCACAUUCACAUGUGAACACAUUUACUCAUAAACACUGUACUGUACACACACACACGCAGCAGGUUCACGUUCACCUUCUGAAAAAUAAAAACAGUAAACUCGUCAGACACACCGAGCCAUCUCUUUGGUCGACUGAUCGAUGAACCGAUCGGUUAUCUGAUCAAUGAUUACAGGUAUCCAGGAUCCAGGGGUCAAAUUCAAACUAGCUUUAUUUGUACAGCCAGUUCAGACACUUCAAUCUGUAACAAAAACAAAUAAACGUGGUUUGAGUUUCAGCUGCGAACAAACUGAAACAUGAACAAACUGAGCUGCUUCCUCUCUUCAGCCCCUGGUUUCCUGCAGAGCUCAGAGUAUUAAACCUGUUCAGUUUGUCUGUUCAUUCAUUCAUAACGUUCAACAGUAGCUGAAACAUUUAAACAACGUGAUGUUCACAUGUUCUGUUUGUUCCUUUUGUUGUAUUUUAAUAAAGUUU
Molecule: messenger RNA, 6928 nt
Organism: Toxotes jaculatrix (banded archerfish)
Lineage: Eukaryota; Metazoa; Chordata; Actinopteri; Toxotidae
Exons: 11
Coding region: 5834-6310 (158 amino acids)
Source: RefSeq, a predicted model, not a curated record